This is a messenger RNA of Zymoseptoria tritici IPO323, 485 nucleotides long. RefSeq lists its product as uncharacterized. The record is from RefSeq and is a predicted model, not a curated record. The transcript has a single exon. NCBI's taxonomy places the organism in Eukaryota, Fungi, Ascomycota, Dothideomycetes, Mycosphaerellales, Mycosphaerellaceae. The annotation marks the transcript as partial.
UAUCCACUAUGACAACGACGACGGAGCCGGUCUGCCAUCUCCUCCAGCUGCCGGCGGAACUCAGAAAUCGUAUCUACGAAGAUGUGCUCUCCCCCGGCGUCCUCUGGCUGACCCGAAACGCGACCAAACGCUUCGCCAUUGAGCCCAGGAUCUCACCACAAAUACUGCAGACAUGUUCGAGAAUCUACAACGAGGCCAAGAAUUUGAUCUACACGGACAACGAAGUCAUCCUCUCCAUCGAUGCUCACGACACCUUUGCACCCGUCAUCAACGAGUCCCGUCUUCCGCAGCACGCUCUGGAGAAGCUCCAGCAUGUCACUUUAAUCGUGGAUUGUACCGCAAGCCUCAAGGUCAGUCUAGAGGGUGUCGACUUCACUUUUUUGGAAGCUCUCGUGUCACUUCGCACAUUGCGACUUGGUUUCGUGCUGUACAGGGGAGUCUACUUCAUCGAGAAAGGCUUCGAGAUGGAUCUCCAACACCUGAUG